Messenger RNA from Eucalyptus grandis, 2679 nucleotides. RefSeq names its product protein FRIGIDA. The record is from RefSeq and is a predicted model, not a curated record. The transcript is spliced from 3 exons. The coding region runs from base 179 to 1963 and encodes 594 amino acids. Lineage: Eukaryota; Viridiplantae; Streptophyta; Magnoliopsida; Myrtales; Myrtaceae.
ACAGCAAAAAGACCAAAACGGUUCUCCUCUCCUUCCCUCAACUUCCCCAAUCCCCCAAUCCCCAAUCCCCAAUCCCUCAUCCCUAAAACGAAGCUCCAAAUUCCCUCAAAGAUCCUCCAAGUUCCAAACUUUUAUUAGGGUUUCAGUUGCAGCCACUGGGAAAUUGAAUUCCCAUAUAAUGCUGCACCGAGAGGAUUCGGCGGUGAUGCGUUCGGUGGCCCAGCUGGGCUCCCUCUCCUCCGCCAUCGACGCCUUCCGCCUCCGCUUCCACGACCUCGACGACCACCUCCGUUCCCUCCACCUCGCCCUCGAUUCCCGCACCCUCCUCCUCCAAUUCAACCCCGAUCAAUCGAAAUCCCCGCCUCUGCCUUCGCAGGAGGACGCGAGAUCGGCCCCCGAAUUGCCGGAGGAGGAGAGCGCCCCGCAGUCCGAGCUCGAGCAGCUAUGCCAGACCAUGUGCAGCCGCGGCCUCCGCCGCUACCUCGUCGCCCACUUGUCCGACGUCGAUGACCUCCGCCGCCAGGUCCCUCCCGCCCUCAAGAACUGCGCUCCCGACGUGCCCAAACUCGUCUACGAAUGCGUCGGAGGGUUCUAUCUCCAGGGCAGCAAGGCCUUCACCCACGACUCCCCCAUGAUCUCCGCCCGCCACGCCGCCAUCCUCGCCCUCGAAUUCUUCCUCCUCUCCGAUUCUCUGGGCGUGCAGCCGGAUCCCGCCGCUCUCUCGGUCAAGGCAGAGGCUGAGUCCUCCGCCAUCGCGUGGAGGAAGAGGCUGAUCGUCGAGGGCGGGGUCUCCAGGGCAGGCGAGAGCGAUGCCCGCGGCUUGCUCCUUUUCAUUGCUUCCUUCGGCAUUCCUAGCGUUUUUAAGGCUGAAGAUAUUGCGCAUUUGCUCCGGCUUAGCAAUUGGAAGGAAAUCGGCGACGCACUUCCGCGUUCCCCAUUCUUGCGCGCCCGGAUUCCUGAUGUCUUAGAGGAAAUGAUGAAGAUUGGGAUGAGCAUUCAAGCUGUUGAUGUCUCCAUUGGUUUCGGUAUAGAGGAUAAGUUCCCCCCUCAGACAAUUCUGACGUCAUUUUUAAGGGAAGCUAAAGAAAGAUGUGACAAUAGUAAAAGAGCACAUAGUUCAACUAUGGCUAUGAAGGCAGCUACCCAAAAGCAAUUGACUGCUCUAAAAUCCACAUUGAGAUGUUUGGAAGAUCAUAAUUGGGACCCUGCAAAAGUACUUCCUGGAUGGCAAUUAAAGGAAAUGAUAGUGAAGUUGGAGAAGGAGGCUGCUGACAUUGAUAAGAAGAUGAAGGAGAAGGUAGUCUCCAAGAGAAGGAUUGAUGUUGUGGAACCUGCGAGAACAUUUAAGAGUCAUGAGGUUAAACGCCCAAAGUUCUCACCUGAAGUGGCACCCCACUUUUCUCGUCCAUUCAUGGGUUUCCAAGAGCAAAAGGACAAUAGUCGUAUAUUUGGUAGGAGUUCGUAUGAUGAUGGUUCACAGCCAAUAUUUUCGUUUGACAGUGGACUCUCCCGGCAUGGUAGCAGUUAUCCUGCUGCAUCAUUGGUAUCUCAUGGAUCUGGUGGAGGGUCUUUGACAGAAACUUCCUUGAAAUCCCCAAUGGAGAGUGCAAAUGCCUUGCAUUCUUCUGGAGUUGGAGGUAGAAUCUCUGCUGGAAUCAGUAUGAUGGCUGCAGGUGCAUCUGCUGCUUUCCCUAGAGAUAGAUUGGCCGACAGGAUUGGACUUGUAGGUAGUAGUAAUGAUGCUUCAAUUGGACAAUAUGUGAUCAGGGAUGGCACAUAUCGGGACCAGCUAGAGCAAAGAAAUCUCGGGAGGUAUACAUCUGUGGGAACUGGUCGCUAUGGCCCCUCAUUAGAAGGUUUCAAAGGCCUGCCAAAAUUUUCAUCUAGCAAUGCCAUUGAUCAUGGUUCAAACUUUGAUUUAUAUGGUUUUGCUGAUACCAUUAUGGAGCGGAGUCGUACAUAAGCAGCAUUUCUCACUAUUCACCAGGGAGGCAGGCCCUGUCUUUCCCAUCCCGACUGCUCCCAAGGUUCAUCUUUGUGGCGGGCGAAUCCAAAUUGCUUAAUUAUAGGUCUUUUUCCUUCACGUUCAGGUAUCAAUUAGCUUAUGAGGCGAUGGGCAGUGGCUUUGAUACCGAUCAUAAUCUUGUCCAAGACUUUGCAUUUGCUUUAUUAGGAAAGCCAUUGUUAUCUUUUGGUGGGCAUACUCGAGACAUUGGGACAGUAAGUCAUUAAAGAUGAUUACUUGGUGCCAAAGCCAAACUCUCCAGGCAGAUGGACAGGGAAAGGAAACUAAAUUAAAGGGACUUUCAAGCUACAGUAGGUGGUGGGAUAGUUGAGAAAGUUGUCAUGGAACUGCAGCUGAACUUGUAGCCAAGAGUGUUAAAGGAUUAGGUUUCCGAAUAACAUAUCUUGUUUUGCAAUAACAGUCACUUUGUGAAGAAAUCGAGACUCUGAAGAUGCAUCAUUUUGGGUGGGUCUCUCCCGUGUAUGCAUAAGUUGGUGCUUCAGUUUUAGUGUCUAUGAUGUUACUCAUUUAUCACCAUGGGAUCUCCCUUUCUUUUGUUAACUUAAUGCCAUGUCAGCUUGCAGAUUUGUAUAUAAUGAUUUGACUUUGUGGAAGGCUGACAAAGUGAGGAGUCUUUUAUAAUGGCGAAAGUUCGUGUGUCUUAUUAACUACAA